This is a messenger RNA of Hirundo rustica (Barn swallow), 5474 nucleotides long. Its product is annotated as probable E3 ubiquitin-protein ligase HERC3. The coding region runs from base 1887 to 4505 and encodes 872 amino acids. Lineage: Eukaryota; Metazoa; Chordata; Aves; Passeriformes; Hirundinidae. The record is from RefSeq and is a predicted model, not a curated record. The transcript is spliced from 25 exons. Gene Ontology annotation, molecular function: ubiquitin protein ligase activity. Gene Ontology annotation, biological process: protein ubiquitination; ubiquitin-dependent protein catabolic process.
UGAUGAAGAAGGCUCCUGAGGAGAGAGAAUCCCUGCUGUGAGGUCAGUCUGGGUCUGCACUUAGAGCUGUUAUUGGAACCUGCAGCCACAGUCUAGCCAGUGGAAGGCAGCAGGUAGCAGACCACAGCUGCAAGACCUCCACUCCCACCUGGUGAAGAAACUCAAACCUGAUUCCCAGGAAAAUCAGGGAACUCAGUUCAUUUCCAGCCACAGAUGACUUAGGAAAAACUUUUCUACAUCUUUCCCCAGCAAAGACAAAACCAUGCAUGAAAUGUGUAUAUUCUUCUAAGUCCCUUAAAAUCCAGAAAAGGAAGAAUGGGAGGAAAGAACUAAAGUAAUCUGAGCCUUGUUAACAAAUCUAGAAGAAUUUCUAGCCAAACGUGCCUAUGAAUAUGAAGUAUGUUUUGUGGUGUCUACAGCUGGGAGCCUUUGUACUUAUGGCAGCUGUAUCAGGAGAAGAUGAGCUAUUCUCAAUGAUAACAGCAGUCUGCCAUUUCCCACAAGUUGUUUUUUUUUUUUUCCCAACUCCUGUUUUUGUUCUAUUCUGGUAGUGUAUUAAAAAAAUAAAACAAACCACCCUCAAAACGGAGAUAUUUCUGGCAAAGCUUCAACAGCUGAAUUUGGAUGGAAUGAGCCAACAGAUGUGAUUCAUGUUUCUUGUUUUGAAGUUGACCUGUGGGAACCUGGCACCUUCUUUGUUUCCAGCACAGAUAAACCUUCAUGGAACAGUGAAGCACCAGCCAAACAAAACCACUGAUGGGGUAAAUUGGCAGGAAUUUGGGGGGAGAUAUAUCUGCCCCUGGGGCUGCCAGUGUCCAGAAGAGCCUGGCAGUCACAAUCCUACAUCCAUCAGCCUGGUAUUUUUAAACCCUGAGGACAGCUGAGAAACCUCACAUCGACCUUCUUCUGAGCCCCAGAGCUGGUGUGUGGCACCCUCUGCCAUGAGGGAUGUUGUCUGGGCUUCUGGGAAGCCAAAAUGAUUCCUCUCUGAAGGGACAGCACAGCUCCAGUGAUUGGGAUCUCCUUGCUGGUGAGAUUUAGACGAGUUUAAUGCUGGUUACAGUCACUUGUAAAAGAAUCUCUCAGUUCUGCUGUUCAUCUGUAGCCUGUGGGAGGGAUCCUGUGAGCCUUCAUCAUCAUAAGGAAAAGCCCUGCAUGCUCCCAACACUGGGAAAACACUUCCAUGGAGCCACAGAGUUUGAAACCACGUUCAGAUGAACAGAAAUAAAGCAGACUACUUUGCACGCCAGAAAGCUUACCCUUCACACUUAGAGGCCCUGAGUUUCUACCCCCAGGAGACCUUUGUAGAUAGGUACAAAGCAGCACCAGUCCCCUCCCCUGAGAGCGAAACACUGUCCUCUGAAGUCUGCCGAGAGCUGCUUUGUGGUACACUUCAUCUGAGCAAGAACAAGAGUCUGGCUUCAACCAAGACAGAAGGGAGCAUAAGACAAAGAGAAAGCCUUGACUGACAACAGCAAAAUGAGCUCUGGAGACCCCAAACCUGCUGGAACAAGCAGCAUAUAAUGAGGAAACUUUGGCAGUAUUUCCAGCAGUCACAACACAUCUCUCAAAGCAGCAGCCCCAACUGCAAGCUUCAGGAAAAAAUAGGAAAAGUGAGUUUCAGCACCGCCGGGAGCCAGCAGUGAGCGCCCAAGUUCCUCUGCGUUUCUGGAGCUGGUCCGAAGUGUUACUCCAAGUUCAGGCAGCGCCAUCCGACCGGGACUCUCCGGUCCAUUUAAGAGUGUGCACAGUUGCAGAGGAACGAGGAGGUGCGGUGCUCAAACCACUACGCAACACAUAAGCUCAUUCUCUCCCCUAAUGGGAAGCUUUCUGAACACUGGGCUAAAGGUUCAGCAAACUGCCCCAAGACAAGGCUGGUGCAAGAAAUGGGAAGCCAAAGUAUUGUUCAAAUAGCAUGUGGGGACCAGCACGCCAUGGCACUAUGCAGAGGGGGUGAGCUCUUCACCUGGGGCCAGAACACCCACGGACAGCUCGGAGUGGGGAGCCAAACCACGCUUACUCCCAAACCACAGCUGGUGGAAAGACUAAAGGGCAUCCCACUUGCUCAAAUUGCUGCUGGAGGAGCUCACAGCACCACGGUGUCACUCUCUGGAGCUGUGUACUCCUGGGGAAAGAACAGUUUUGGACAGCUGGGACUUGGAGACACGAAAGACAGGGACUGCCCAACAUAUGUUGCAGCUUUAGAGCACUGGAAGACUGUAUUUAUCUCAUGUGGGGCAGAUCAUACUGCAUGUCUCUCCAAGGAGGGGCUGGUGUGCACCUUUGGAGCAGGAGGGUCUGGCCAGCUGGGUCACAACUCCACCCGGGAUGAACUCCUGCCUCGUGUGGUGGCUGAGCUGUGGGGAGCAAGGGUUUCACACAUUGCCUGUGGCAGACAACACACUCUGGUCUAUGUCUCUUCCUUGGACAAAUUCUAUUUCUUUGGUUCUGGUGAUGAAAGACAACUGGAAGAUGAGAGGAAGCCAAAUCAGUUGAUACCACUUCCCAUCAAUUCACCAGUGAAUACUGGAAAAUCCUGCCAGAAAAAGGGUGAGUCAAAAAAAGGGAUCAAAAUUACUGCAGGAGUACACCAAAGUUUUGUCCGUUGCAAGGAGAACAAGAAUUCGUAUUUGAAUGGAAUUGCCACUCUGGAGGAUAAAGAAGUGGAUGCAUGGAUUUCUAAUUCUAAAUGUCGUGAGAGUAUAAAAAAGAAUAUCAUACUGAUCUUUUCAUCUGAGGCUUGCAUCAAUGGAAGCUUCCUGGACAAAAGAGACAAACAUUUCAAAACUUCCAAAGAAGUCUCAGGCAUAGACAUGUCAGAAGUGAAACGUUUUUAUGAGAAGAUCAGUAAAAACCGAACAGCCUACCAGGAGGUGCAAAAGGAGAUUAGGAACUUACUGCCAUCAUUGUCUCCCUCUCCCAUCUCACCUGAAAAUUUCAGAGUCUACUUGAUCUUGCCUUUUCUUCUGCAGGAGAAGGAUGGAGACUCUUUCCUUUCUCUGAUUCUUCUAGCUCAAGCCAUCCUGAAGCUUCAUCCAGAGGGUCUGCAAACUCUUGAAUGCCUAUGGUCAAAUCUAGAAACAUCCUUUUUCAAGGAGCUGGUUAAUCUGUAUCAGAGCGUUUCCCAGCAAGUUCUGUUUGAAUUUUUCCUGUCGCUCAUAACCACUGGGCCAGGCCACUUCUUCAACCUGGAUCCAGCUGAAACUGGGCCUCUGCAAAUACUGCAGAUGCUUUACCAGGUGAACUCCAGAACUGGUUUCAGAGUACAUGAAAGCAACUUCCAUAUACCUCAAGUGAGAGAAAUUAUCAACCUAUGUUCAUGGUUCAAUAUAGCGACAGUCCUAUGGAAGCUGAGCAAGUACCCAUGCAUCUUUGACAGAGAAAACAAGAUCCUUGUUCACCGUACAGAAUGCAGUUUUCUGUCCAGGACCUCUCCUACACCCUUUAUAUGGAUCCCUGAGACAUGGAGUUUUCGUGUCAGAAGACAACACCUUCUGCAAGACAUAUGGAAAAAUUUAAAAUCCGCCUCAAACCAAGAUUUCAGGAAGAUGUUAAAGGUGUCUUUUGUGGGUGAGGCGGGGGUGGACCAAGGUGCGGUGUCCCAGGAGCUCUUCAGCAUUGCAGCCAGGACCCUCUGCCAGCGCAGCACCAGCGCCUUCUGCCACUCCUCCUCCGGCCUCGUGUGGUUCCCCAGACGGGCCUCGAGGUGCGAGGAUGAGGACACCUUCCUCUUGAUUGGGACACUGUGUGGAAUGGCCCUGUUUAACCAGCGCAUGGUGCCCUUCCCCUUCCCCAGGGCUCUCUACAAAAAGCUACUGGACCUGGCCCCCACCCUGGAGGACCUGGAGGAUCUGAUGCCAACCAUGGGCCGGAGUCUUUGGAGAAUUUUGAAUGAAGAAAGUGAUAACUUGGACUUGGACUUUACGAUAAUGGAGGGAGAAGAUUCCACAGAUAUUGUUGAACUUAAAGAAAAUGGUGCCAGCAUUCCCGUCACUAAGGAUAACAGGAAAGAAUACGUUGAUUUGUACGUGAAUUAUGUGUUCAAUAAAUCAGUACAGAAGCCAUUUGAGGACUUCAUGCAAGGGUUUUUAAGAGGCUGCCCAGCUAGAAAUUGGAAGAUGUUUUUCCCUAAAGAGCUGCAGGUUCUUCUCCAGGGAUACACCACAUUUGACUGGCAUCUGCUGGAAAAGAAUGUGAUGUACAAACAGUAUAACAAGUUAGAUCAAACCAUCAGGAAUUUUUGGACUGUGUUUCACAAGCUACCAGAGGAAAAAAAGAGAAUGUUUCUUGUUUUUUUGUCAGGAUCUGAUCGAAUCACUGGCUAUGGACUGGAACAUUUUAGAUUUUUGAUUGCAGAUCCUCAAGUAGAAAAUCCAGAUGAGUCCUCUCCCUUCGCCAGUACUUGCUACCUCAUUUUGUUCCUCCCCAGGUACAGCAGUGAAAAAAUACUCAAAGAGAAGUUGCUUUUUGCCAUAGAGCAUAAUGAAGGUUUUGGCUGUGAAUAACUCUGGGAUAGAAGCACUUUAAAGCAAAAUAAGAAAAUGAAUCUUUGUUCACUUGUCAUAUUUUCUCUUAAUAACUCAAAUUUACUGGUUUCUACCCUGCCUUAUUUUUACUGCACUUUAUAUACACCUGAUUGUGUGUAUUUGCUGAGAUUUUACAUUGCUUAUGGAAUUGAGCUUUGACUAGAUACCUCAUAGUUAGAUAGUAAAGGUAGGAGAAAAAUGCUGUUUGGCACACUUCAAAGAAGCAAGCUGAUAACCCAGCAUAUUUAUGUGUAUGUGCAGGCAGGGUCUGAACUGUUCUGGUUGUGUUAGGACAGUGAGCUCCCAGCAGCAGGGAUUCUGUGAUUUGUACAUUUAUGCAUUAGCAAGCACACAACCAGGAUGUGCUAAGCAGUCACCCUCGCAAGGCAAAGCUGGGGUGAGGUUUUCAUCUGUGUUACUUAAGGGUUCUCUUGGGGAGCAAUUAACACAUUUAAUGAGACUAUGAAUUGAAGGAGCAGUCAGUGCUCACCUGGAUUUGGUCUAUGAUUUAUCUGAGAGAAAUUCUUAGGAGGAUUUGAUCAUUCCUAGACUUUUUCAAAAGCUGUAUUAAUGAAUUAUAACAAUAUAAUCUUUUGUUAUUUAGUGUGAUAAUUGUGAUAUAUGUCAUGUUUCUUUAUAUCCUUUAAUGAGAUGUUUCACAAUUAAAUCAUAAAAUCGUAGGCUUGCAGAACAGCACUGUCUACAGAGCCCUGUGGACAUGAGGCUGGCAGGGCUUCUGGAAUCUCAUUGUCAAAACAGUGCAGAGCACUGGCAGGAUAUUAACAAUGUCAGGCAGGAUGUGUGUUUGCUAUGUGGAGAGAGGGAGAGAAACAACAGUCAUUAUUUUUCAGCAGUCUUCUCUUCGGUGCGUUAAAUGUGUCAGGGGACAUCCAUAUGUAGAGAAGACUUCCACUGUCUUAAAUAAAAUGGUGAUGGAUUGAAUUUUCA